CUGUACAACAAGAGGAAAUUUUCACUUUUAACAGUCAACAGACCAAGAACAUGUGAUGCAAAGUGUUCUUGUUGUUGUACGAUACAAACAAUAUCAGUAUAUUCGUAGCUUAGUUUGCAGUAAGCCGCUAUCGCCGCUGGAAAACAAAAUAUACAUUUUUGACUGAUAAAAUAUGGGUCAGUUUAUUUCAUCGAGGCCGAGCGAUCGAAGUGGAUUAAUUUUGUAUUAUCAUCCGUUGAGCUUCUAUUCGCAGAAAGUGUUGUUUGUUUUACAUGAAAAAAACAUUCCAUGCACACUUUACGAAGUAGACGUUUCAAAUGGUGAACAAUGCUCCAAUUGGUUUAUGCAAAUGAAUCCAAAAAUGGAUGUACCUGUUUUACAAAAUGAUAUGCUCGUUGUUCCAUCAUCAAAUCAAAUAAUCCACUACCUGGAAGCCAAUUUUGUUGAAAAGCACCCAACAUUACUUCCGACACAAAAUCGAAACUUAUUGAACAAAGUCAUUUUUUUGAAUCGGAAAAUCAGUCAAAUCCCCAUUGGAAUCAUCAGCUUGGGCACAUUUAUUCAUUCGAAAAUUGUCUCAUCACCACAACUACCAUUUAUUGGACCAUUGCGAUGCAGCUUUUUAGAGUCGGAAGAAGAGAUGUUGAAUAAAUUUGAAGAAAAUGCAAAAGCAAAUCCAUUGCAUCAAGACGCACUCUUGAUGAAAGUUAAAUCACAACGGGAAAAAUUCGAGCUGAUCAAAGAUCCAGAUGAAUUUCAAAAAUUGAUCGAUUCAGUUGGAAUUUUAUUAAUUGAAAUUGAGGCUCAGUUACAACAUCAAGCUGAAGAAUCAAAUAGUUGGCUAUGCUGCAAUCAGUUCACAUUGGCUGAUGUGAGUCUUGGCAUUUUGUUGCAUCGUUUGCAUCAACUCGGUUUAGCGAAAUAUUUUUGGGGAAAUAAUAAAAAACCCUACAUCGCAAAGUAUUAUGAAAAAAUCAUGCGACAAAAAUCCUUUCAAGCAUCAUUGCCAUCAACGAUGGCUACCGCAAGAGCCGCUUGGAUGAAAUUACCAUAUAUCUACAAAGUGUACUUUAUUUACAAAAAUAUGUUUAACAAUCGACCAAAAAGGACACUCAACAAACAUUCCCAUAGGCGCAAAUUACAUUUAUAUGUAUACUAUGUAGAACACUAAUGUUAAUAGAAAAAAAAAGUUCUGUUAAUUGAAGUGAGUGAGUAGUUUUGUUUUAACAAUUUAACUUAUAUUCCAAAGCAUUUAGCAUUCGAUAAAAAAAUGCAGUUAAAUAUCAAUUGAAUCUUGUUUGAAACGGCACCAUUAAGUUUCCCAAUCAAAUUUUAAACCUAAGUAUAAAUUAAGCAAAAAAAAAAAUAUGUUUCUUGAGAAAAAACAAUCGGGAACCAUUCACCGGAUGUGCUAAGAACUAAGAUUUGUUUUGUUCUUUGAGGAUUUAUUCGGUUGUAGUCACGGUGACGGGUUUUUGUUGAUAAAUUGGCAUUCCCAUAAAUUUCGGCACAUCGUUUGAUCGAUUUGAUGGUCCCGCAUUGCCAUAGUUGAGAGAUUGUUUUCGAAACGGUACGGCCGGUUGCGGUUUUACUUUUUGAUACAGAAAUUUACCAUGGCCAACCGAAUUCGGUAGCAGUGAAUGGGCUGGAUACCAAGCACGAUAUGUAAAGAACCAUGUGAGAAUUGCAAAUAUUCCGCUCAACACCUUUUCGAUCAUUUUGUGAUAGUAGAGCAUUGUGCAUACCAACAUUACGUCCCACAACAAUUGUAAGGCAGUCAUUGAAAUGAAUAAAAUUCGAAUUAAUGGCGUA
Messenger RNA from Contarinia nasturtii (swede midge), 1812 nucleotides. RefSeq names its product ganglioside-induced differentiation-associated protein 1 (gene Gdap1). NCBI's taxonomy places the organism in Eukaryota, Metazoa, Arthropoda, Insecta, Diptera, Cecidomyiidae. The record is from RefSeq and is a predicted model, not a curated record. Gene Ontology annotation, biological process: mitochondrial fusion; mitochondrial fission. Bases 173 to 1171 code for a protein of 332 amino acids. The transcript is spliced from 6 exons. Gene Ontology annotation, cellular component: mitochondrial outer membrane.